AAGAAGAAGAAGAAGAAGAAGAAGAAGAAGAAGAAGAAGAAAUAAUUAAUUAAAAAAGAAUGUCCACAUACAUUUACCAUGUGCCCCAGGAAUCCCACUCCCUUGUGUCCACUCAGAGAAAUGGUCUUAUAUUCACACAAGCCUGCACCCGAAAGCUUACAGCAGCUUUGUUCAUGAUUGACAAAAACCAGAGUCAGCCCAGCUGUCCUUCAGUGGAUGAAUGGAGAGACAGACUGUGGAAUGGAGCCGCUGAAGGGGGUUGACUGGACGGUCAUCAUCCUGACAUGCCAGUACAAGGACAGCGUCUCGGUCUUUCAGAGAGAGCUGGAGUUGCGGCAGAAGCGUGAGCAAAUCCCCCCGGCGACGCUGUUGCUGGCCGUGGAGGAUCCCGAGACGCGUGUGGGCAGUGGUGGAGCCACCCUGAACGCCCUGCUGGUGGCUGCUGAGCACCUGAGUGCCCGCUCGGGCUUCACCGUGGUUACAUCGGACGUCUUGCACUCAGCCUGGAUCCUCAUCUUGCAUAUGGGCCGAGACUUCCCCUUCGAUGACUGUGGCCGGGCCUUCACCUGCCUCCCUGUAGAGAACCCCCAGGCCCCUGUGGAAGCCUUGGUCUGCAACCUGGACUGCUUGCUGGACAUCAUGACCCACCGGCUGGGCCCAGGCUCCCCGCCAGGCGUGUGGGUCUGCAGCACUGACAUGCUGCUGUCUGUUCCUCCGAAUCCCGGGAUCAGCUGGGAGGGCUUCCGGGGAGCCAGAGCAAUUGCCCUUCCAGGGAGUCCAGCCUACGCCCAGAAUCACGGAGUCUACCUCGCCGACUCCCAGGGCUUCGUCUUGGACAUUUACUACCAGGGCACUGACGCGGAGAUUCAGCGGUGUGUCGGGCCUGAUGGGCGGGUGCCGCUGGUCUCUGGGGUCGUCUUCUUCUCUGUGGAGACCGCCGAGCACCUCCUGGCCACCCACGUGAGCCCACCCCUGGACGCCUGCACCUACAUGGGCUUGGACUCCGGAGCCCGGCCUGUCCAGCUGUCCCUGUUUUUCGACGUCCUUCUCUGCAUGGCUCGGCAUGUGAGCCGGGAGAACUUCCUGGUGGGGCGGCCGCCGGAGGUGGGGCAAGGCGAUGCUGGUGUCACAGGUCACCUGCAGGAUGCCCGGGCCCAGCUGUGGAGGGAGCUUCGCCACCAGCCUGGGUGGGUACUGCCUCUCGCCUAUGUCCCCAAUGGCAGCUACAGCUACUUGACCUCCUCGGCCAGUGAAUUCCUGCGCAGCCUCACACUCCCUGGGGGACCCGGGGCCCAGACGGUGCACUCACAGGUGGAGGAGCCGCAGCUCCUGGGGCCUGGGAGCUCUGUAAUCAGCUGCCUGCUAGAGGGCCCAGUCCGACUGGGUCCUGGGAGUGUCCUGCAGCACUGCUACCUGCGGGGCCCUAUCCACAUCGGCACUGGCUGCUUUGUGAGCGGCCUGGAUGUGGCACAGUCCGAGGCAUUGCGUGGCCUAGAGAUGCGUGACCUCGUCCUGCAGGGACAUCAUGUGCAGCUCCAGGGCGCCCCGGCUCGUGCCUUCACUCUUUUUGGCCGUCUGGACAACUGGGAGAGACAGGGAGCAGGCACGUUUCUCAACAUGUCCUGGGAGGAGUUCUUCAAGAAGACAGGUGUCCGAGACUGGGACCUGUGGGACCCAGACACACCCCCGGCAGAGCGUCGCCUCCACAGUGCCCGCCUGUUCCCUGUACUUCACGCUUCGAGGGCCCUGGGGCCCCGGGACAUGCUGUGGAUGCUGGAGGCCCAGGAGGAUGGGGGUGAGGCCCUGCGGGCCUGGCGAGCCUCCUGGCGCCUGUCCUGGGAGCAGUUGCAGCCAUGCCUGGACCGGGCUGCCACGCUGGCCUCCCGCCGGGACCUGUUCUUCCGCCAGGCCCUGCGUAAGGCGCAGCACGUGCUGGAGACCCGGCAGGACCUAAGCCUGCGCCCACUGAUCCAGGCUGCUGUCCGGGAGGGCUGCCCCGGUCCCCUGCUGGCCACGCUGGACCAGGUUGCAGCUGGGGCAGAAGACCCUGGCGUGGCGGCACGGGCGUUGGCCUGUGUGGCGGACGUGCUGGGCUGCAUGGCAGAGGGCCAGGGAGGCUUACGGAGUGGGCCGGCUGCCAACCCCGAGUGGAUGCGGCCCUUCUCCCACCUGGAGUGUGGGGACCUGGCAGGGGGCGUGGAGGCACUCGCCCAGGAGAGGGGCAAGUGGUUGAGCAGGCCAGCCCCGCUCGUACGAGCUGCCCGCCACUAUGAGGGGGCUGGGCAGAUCCUGAUCCGCCAGGCUGUGAUGUCAGCCCAGCACUUUGUCUCUACGGAGCCGGUGGAGCUGCCGGUACCUGGGCAGUGGGUGGUGGCCGAGUGCCCGGCCCGUGUGGAUUUCUCUGGGGGCUGGAGUGACACACCACCCCUCGCCUAUGAGCUCGGCGGGGCAGUGCUGGGCCUGGCUGUGCGCGUGGACGGCCGUCGGCCUAUCGGGGCCAGGGCACGCCGCAUCCUGGAGCCGGAGCUGUGGCUGGCGGUGGGGCCUCGGCAGGACGAGAUGGCUGUGAAGAUAGUGUGCCGGAACCUGGAUGACUUGCAGGACUACUGCCAGCCCCACGCCCCAGGGGCCCUGCUGAAGGCGGCCUUCAUCUGUGCAGGGAUCGUGAGCGUCCGCUGUGAGAUCCCGCUGAGCGAGCAGCUGCAGCGCACCUUUGGGGGUGGCUUCGAGCUGCACACCUGGUCUGAGCUGCCACAUGGCUCCGGCCUUGGAACCAGUAGCAUCCUGGCAGGCGCUGCCCUGGCGGCUCUGCAGCGGGCUGCGGGCCGGGCGGUGGGCACCGAGGCUCUGAUCCAUGCAGUGCUGCACCUGGAGCAGGUGCUUACCACAGGAGGUGGCUGGCAGGACCAAGUGGGUGGCCUAAUGCCUGGCAUCAAGGUGGGACGUUCUCGGGCUCAGCUGCCACUGAAGGUGGAGGUGGAGAAGCUCGCUGUGCCUGAGGGCUUUGUGCAGAAGCUCAAUGACCACCUGCUCCUGGUGUACACUGGCAAGACCCGCCUGGCACGGAACCUACUACAGGAUGUGCUGAGGAGCUGGUACGCCCGGCUGCCUGCUGUCGUGCAGAACGCCCACAGCCUGGUGCGGCAGACUGAGGAGUGUGCCGAAGCCUUCCGCCAAGGAAGCCUGCCCCUGCUGGGGCAGUACCUGACCUCGUACUGGGAGCAGAAGAAGCUCAUGGCUCCAGGCUGCGAGCCCCUGGCUGUGCGGCACAUGAUGGAUGUCCUGGCGCCCCAUGUGCAUGGCCAGAGCCUCGCAGGGGCAGGUGGUGGGGGCUUUCUCUAUCUGCUGACCAAGAAGCCGCGGCAAAAGGAGGCUCUAGAGGCUGUGCUGGCCGAGACUGAGGGCCUUGGGAACUACAGUGUCCACCUGGUGGAAGUGGACACUCAGGGCCUGAGCCUGGAGCUGCUGGAGAGUGAAGCCUCGACCUGAUGCCCCAUUCCCGGAGCGCUCAGCCUUCCACUUCCCACCCACCGCUGGGAAGCUGCUCCCAGGUUCACCUGAGCAAGUCCUGGGCAAGCAGACGGCUUGGGAACAGGACUGUGACCUCCCGGCUGACGUGGCCUAGGCUGGGCCUCUGCCCCAGAUGGACAGAGCAAGGUUUUAUGCUUGGUGUCCCCUGUGGCCUUUACAACUCCCAUGGCAGCUUGGACCAUGGCCUUCCCACUGUCCACGGCGCCCUGGACGAAGAGGAUGUCAACCAGCCUCAGCUGGGGCACCGUGGGGAGGCUGACCCCGAAGAGCCCUCUGAGGCAUUUCCUGUGGCCUUCCUUUGAGCUGGACUCCACCCUUGCUCCCCAGCUCAUGGGGAGUGGGAGAGGUGGAGGGCCCAUUCCUGGCUGGCAGUGAGCCACGUGGUCCUGUAAGUCACUGCCAGCCCAGGCCUUAACCAGCAACACCAUGGACUGUGCCAAGUGACCCAGCACCGUGGGCAGCGGCUUCUCAAGACUGACACUCUUGGAAUAAAUUCAUACUGUCCUUAAAAA
Molecule: messenger RNA, 4043 nt
Organism: Tupaia belangeri chinensis (Chinese tree shrew)
Lineage: Eukaryota; Metazoa; Chordata; Mammalia; Scandentia; Tupaiidae
Gene: FCSK
Product: fucose kinase
Exons: 25
Biological process (GO): GDP-L-fucose salvage
Molecular function (GO): fucokinase activity; ATP binding
Source: RefSeq, a predicted model, not a curated record